CAAGGCCCGGGGCCAGAUCUGGCCCGCCACAUAAUUUUGUGUGGCCCGCGAAGCCCAAUCUAGUGUCAAUUUGCAUGAUUCUUGUGAAAAUUUCAAGUUGUGAGAUAUUACAAGCAUUUUUGUUUUGCCAAAUGUGAAUAGUUGAAAAACACAUUACCCUUGAUUUCUGAUUCCAAAACUAGUUCAUAAAUUGAUUUAAAUAUGAUGAGAUGAUUAAUUAUUUUUGUACCACAGUAAUAACGGUCCUCUGAGAGAAACCAGAACAACAACGUGGCUCGCGCGAAAAAUUAGUUUGACACCCCUGUUUUAAAAAAAAUUAUCCAUUUACAGCACUGGAGUCUAUACCAGCUGACUCUGAACCAACACCCGACUACACCCCGAACUGGUCGCCAGCCAGUCGCAGGGCACGUAUAGACACGGUCAAUCGUUUGCACUCCAAACUCUGAACUCACGCCGCCUGCACUAAAGUCAGGUGUGACGUCACUCCCCCCACCUCCCUCCUCGUCCUCUCUCAAUCAAACAUGGAGUAAGGAGGAGAUGGGGCUCGUCCGGAGCGAGCCGAGCCGACGACAGCGAGCCUCUUUCGGUCGACGCGUUCCUGGCCGAGACCGCCGCGGAGGAUUAGCAGCAACAAAAAGGUCGGAGAAGACGAAGGAGAGGAGGGGGAAGAGGUCGGCGGAUUUAGCCGUGAAAGAAUAGGAGGACGAGGAGGAGGAGGAAGGAGGAGGGAGGGAGGAGGAGGACAAACGCACGAGCCACCAGAAGAUGGCAGGAGCCGCGCGCGCGCCCAAAUGGAGAGACCGCGGCGCGUUGCCGCGGAGCGAAAGCCUCCGCGCGGUGGAACGUGAACGCAACAAAAGAACAUGAGCGACGAGGAGCACCACCCCACGCCUCACGAUGACAGCUACAUGGUGCGCGUCAAAGCGCUGGUGAUGACCCGCGACGACUCGAGCGGCGGCUGGCUGCCGCAAGACGGCGGCCUGAGCCGAGUGGGCGUGUGCAGGUUGACGCCCGGCGGGCCGGCGGGUCGCAGCAGCUUCCUCAUCCACGCAGAACGGCUGCGGGACAGACAGGUGAUUCUUGAAUGUUCCCUGAAGAAGGACCUGGUCUACACCAAGGCCACGCCCACCUUCCACCACUGGAGGGUGGACAACCGGAAGUGCGGCCUGACCUUCCAGAGUCCGACCGACGCGCGCGCCUUCGACCGCGGCGUACGAAAGGCCCUGGAAGACCUGACGGAAGGCUCGACCACGUCGUCGUCCACGCUGCACAACGAGGCGGAGCUCGGCGAUGACGACGUGUUCACGACGGCCACGGACAGCUCGUCCAAUUCGUCCCAGCGGAAGGAGCCCGUCUCGCUGUCCUUUUGCGAGCACCGCCGCCACCCCCGUUGCAUCCUGGGACACCUGAAUGAGCGGCACCAGCCCUCCGACCAAUACUUCUACGACCGCUACUUCGCUGACCGUUGCUUCCUGGAGCAAGCGGUGCAAGUGUUCCCUCGUCACGUGAGCUUCCAUUUGGAAGAGGAAGUUGUUCAAAUCACCCCCCGGGAGCGCGCCUGGCUCACCCGCAACGGGGACUACCGCCAUGCCACCGCCACGCGGGAGACGCUGUCGCCGUUCAGCACGCCCGACGCCUACGUGCACGACGCCCCGAAGCUGGACUACGGCUACCCGUAUCCUCUCGGCAAGUCCGCCUCCCGCGGCGACCCCGCGCCCGUGAGGGUGGCGGUGACGGCUCAGCCUCAGCUGAAGCGAGGUCACAAGGACGGCGAGCGUCUACGCUGCGUUUACUGUCAGGAUUUGUUCCAGCGCAAGGACAACAGGCGCGGACGCUGUCAGGAGGCCCCCGACCCGAUCCAAACCUGCAUCCGCCGAGUCAGCUUCCUGUGGUGCGCCGACAGCCUGCUGUACCACUGCAUGUCCGACCCGGAGGGCGACUACUCGGACGCGUGCUCGUGCGAGGCGGGCGACGAGCGCUUUUGUUUGCGCUGGAGCGCCCUGCUCGCGCUGUCGCUGCUGGUGCCGUGCAUGUGCUGCUACUUGCCGCUCACCGCCAUGCACCGAUGUGGCGUCGCGUGCCGAUGUUGUGGCGGUAGACACCGGGCAGCCGAGUGAGGUGCCCCCUCGACGCCCCCCGACCGCCGAGCCCUGGCUUUGGUUCUGCUCGGUGUUUUGUCCUGUUGUCUGUGUCGCGUUGUUACACCCACACAACAAUCUAGUUUUUGUCGCUUGACAUUUAAGCUUGCGGUCCCCAACCAACCGGGCCAUGGCCUAGUUGAUACCGGGUCACACAGAAAAGGUGAUCAAAAACCAUUUUGUUGAGCGGUACAUAUUUCAUAGGAGUGCCCCAUCUUAGAAAUUACUGUGGUCCGUGAAAGUGGUCAGUGGCGCAAAAAGGUUGGGGACUGCUGAUUUAAACUAAAAAAAAAAAAAAUCUAAUUCCUUAUUUUUGCUGUUUUUCUUGCUGCUUUGCUCUCAAAGGGAAUAUGAAAUAUUAUUUUGAUACAAAUUCAUCAUAAUUCAGCGUUCAUAGUGUAACAUGCCUCAAGUGUAGCUGAAGGGCUGGAACUAGAAGGCCUUUGGCUUUGCUUGCAUGAGGAAACUCCGGUUGCCAUGGUAACUACGUGCCCUUUGCGUGUCUUGUUUUUGCUGCCCUCUGCUGGUCAUUAGUGAAAUGCAUAUUUUUUCAAUGAUUGCUGCUUGCCUCUGUAAGGAAACAUCCACCCGUUUUCUGAGCCGCUUAUCCUCACAACAGUCGCGAGGGUGCUGGAGCCUAUCCCGGCUGACAUCGGGCGGGAGGCGGGGUACACCCUGAACUGGUUGCCAGGCAAUCUGUGUAAGGAAACAUAACUUUAUAUUUGUAUCCAAAUUCACAUAUUUUAACUUGCCUCAAAUCAAGCCAAGAUCGCGGGAAACAAGCAGGACAUUAGCUGGUCUUAUUUUCAAUUACUACAACAAAGGCUGUUUAACAUCAAAGAGCAAACGACGGUUGCCAUGGAAACAAGUUGACAGGGGGGGGGCAAAACGACCAUCUCGCUUAGCAUCAAGUACAACAAGAAGAUUUUUCUCAUUAAUGCAUCGUCAUCGUUCCAGCAUUGAACCACAAGAAAAAAAAUGAAUUAAAAAAAAAUCAACAGCGGAAAUAUUAAGAAAGCUGCCGGGUGGUCUGUCAAUCAAACACUGGAUGGAAAAGAGGAUGCGGAGGACCACUUGGCUGUGGAAGAAAGUGCCUGAAGAUAAUGGACCACACACACACACACACCUGCUGGAUCAUCAUAGGGACUUUUUAUACAUGCCAUUUGAUGUAGUAUUCAUGCGACAAUAUUAACUGUACAUAUGUAUGAAUUUCAGUUCUAUUUUUUUAUCGUGAUGUAGACAAAAAAAAACACUUAUAAAUAACGACGCAUCCUGUGUAUGUGUGUGUAAUUGUGACUGGAAUAUGUGUGCGCGUGUGUGUACAUCGUCCUAGAUGAGUGUGUAAGAAUGUUUACGUGUGCACGCGUGUACACGUGCGUGUUUCCGUAUGUAUUUGUGCGUAUGUGUGAUGAAACACACACAUAUAACAUGUUUCAGUGACAAAUCAAUAGAG
Messenger RNA from Syngnathoides biaculeatus (alligator pipefish), 3591 nucleotides. RefSeq names its product sprouty related EVH1 domain containing 2a (gene spred2a). The record is from RefSeq and is a predicted model, not a curated record. Lineage: Eukaryota; Metazoa; Chordata; Actinopteri; Syngnathiformes; Syngnathidae. Gene Ontology annotation, molecular function: protein kinase binding. Gene Ontology annotation, cellular component: membrane. Gene Ontology annotation, biological process: negative regulation of MAPK cascade; multicellular organism development. The transcript is spliced from 7 exons. The coding region runs from base 864 to 2117 and encodes 417 amino acids.